Molecule: messenger RNA, 1236 nt
Organism: Microthlaspi erraticum
Lineage: Eukaryota; Viridiplantae; Streptophyta; Magnoliopsida; Brassicales; Brassicaceae
Source: the annotation of a GenBank genome assembly
AUGGAUACCAAACUAGCAUGGGUCGCUCAGUCAGUGGAUACGUUGUAUUCUUUGAUUGAUAGAGACCCCUUUAUCCUAAAAAACAUCGACGCUUUUCCUUUGGUACACUCUCCGCUACAUGAGGCAUCAGCUACUGGCAAAUUAGCCAUGGCUCUAGAGCUAACCGUGUUAAUGCCCUCUUUUGCAAGUAAACUAAAUACACGAGGGUAUAGCCCCUUACAUCUUGCCGUGGAAAACGGUCAAGUGGAGAUAGCAAUAGAGCUUGUGAAGAUGGAUCCCGCUCUUGUUCGCCUCCGCGGCAGAGGAGGCCCAACACCACUGCAUCAUGUAGUGGAGAAAGGUGAUGUUGAUCUCCUCACGGAGUUUCUCAUGGCUUCUCCCAUGAGCAUCGUGGACGUGAACGUAAGAGGUGAGACGGCUCUACACGUCGCGGUCUGGCACGGUAGAUAUGAAGAGCUCAAAGUACUGACCGGAUGGAUCCAAAGAAUGACCCACCGUGACGCUACGUCAUUGGAGACUGAGGCAGUCAAACUUCUGUUGAAAUGCCUCUUGCUUGACCGUAACAUCCAGAAUAAAGAUGGUUUUACACCCCUGGAUAUCGUCAAAGCAAAGGGUAAUCAUAUGAACUUCGAUACUGAAAAAAUCAUAAGAAGAUCGGGAGGGAAGAGCAAGGAUGCUCUAUCUAAAGUCAAGACCUCCUCUCAAUAUUUAAGAUCACCGAUUACGUUCAGAGAAUACUGCUCCAUUACAACGGUGCGUUACAGGAGCGCCAUAUCCGACGGCACCAGAAACGCGCUCCUUGUUAUAAGCACACUUGUCAUGUCGACCACUUAUGAAGCGAAGUCGCCAAGUGACUCAAAAAGUCGCGUUAAAUCAGAUAGUCGCGUUGAACCACAUAGGCUCCUAUUAUUGAUGCUCCAUUCGGGAUUCAAUACGUUGGCGUUUUGGCUGUCUCUUACCCUGACCCUCGUUCUUCUACCCCUUGGUCGCGAAUACAUCUGGUAUUACAUAUUGAUCUCAGUUCCCCUCUUCUGUUCUUACGGCAUUUCGAUGUUUCUCAACGCUGUCGCUGUGGGUACUCAGAUGGUAAUCCCAUCGCUGUUGAUAAUGGCGGUCCUUUUUGGCUUUCCUUGCUAUAUACUCUUUGUAUUCUUCCAGUGGAAGCGGUCUAUCCAGCUCAAGUCACCAAAACCCAAAAGUCAGACCAUUUUGGAGGCUUGGACGGCAUCGGUCUAA